Molecule: messenger RNA, 1278 nt
Organism: Thlaspi arvense
Lineage: Eukaryota; Viridiplantae; Streptophyta; Magnoliopsida; Brassicales; Brassicaceae
Source: the annotation of a GenBank genome assembly
AAUUCAUAUACCCAUUCACCGUUUAAAAACGAAUUGUUUAUAGUUUUGUUUCUAGAUUGCAAUUGUAACAGUAAUAGAAUAGAUUUUAACCCGAGAACGAUAAUAUAAUAGAUUAAUUAGGGUUUGUUUAGCCCUUCAUCUUCGAUUAAUUGAUCUCGCGUUUCACCAGGUUAACUUAACGAGCCUGAGCAAUGGCUAAGAUAAUUCUUGGAUCUCACACGGUGAUGAGUCAUGGGUGGACGGUGGCUCGAGAACAUCUACGUGACUGGCUCAUCCUCGUCAUCCUCGGUCUCAUUGACAUCGCUCUCAACGUUAUCGAACCAUUUCAUCGCUACAUCGGACCAGACAUGUUGACUGAUCUCACUUUCCCAUUCUUUCAAGACACCAUCCCUAUGUGGGCAGUCCCGAUUGUUUGUAUAUUGGUUCCUAUAUGCAUCUUCACCAUCUACUAUUACUUCCGGAGAGAUGUCUAUGAUCUUCAUCACGCCAUUCUCGGUCUUGCAUUCUCGUGUCUUGUGACUGCAGUCACCACUGAUUCCAUCAAAGAUGCUGUUGGUAGGCCACGACCUAACUUCUUUUACCGAUGUUUUCCUGAUGGUAAACCGAAAUUUGACCCGGAUACUAAGGAUGUUGUUUGCCAUGGAGUUAAAAAGAUAAUCAAAGAAGGUUACAAGAGUUUUCCUAGUGGUCACACUUCAUGGUCAUUCGCCGGUUUAGCUUUCCUUGCGUGGUACUUAUCGGGGAAAAUCAAAGUAUUUGACAGACAGGGACACGUGGCAAAGCUAUGUCUAGUGUUCUUACCGAUACUCCUCGCAAUCCUUAUCGGAAUAUCACGCGUGGACGACUAUUGGCACCAUUGGACCGACGUCUUCGCCGGAGCUAUCAUCGGACUAUUCGUCGCUUCUUUCUCUUACCUCCACUUUUUUCCUUAUCCAUACGACGACAAUGGAUGGGCCCCACAUGCGUAUUUUAGAAUGUUGGCCGAGAGGAGUGGUCGAGCCACGACGAUGACUCGAAGCGGUUCUCGAGGGAUGGUGGACAACGACGUCGAGCCUGGCUCCACCUUCUCACCGCAAGAACGUAACCGAGAAAGCACUGAUUCUGAAUAUUAAAAUUUCUUACGCAUAUAUAUAUAUAUAUUUAUUUAUCGGUGUAAUUUUAAUCAUAUGAUUACGUUUCACUUACUGAUAGUUUGUUCCCUUCAAUUAAGAUGUAUACAUGUUUCCCCAAUGUAUAAUUGUUGUUAACCAUGUUUAAGAAGAUUUAGUUUGGUUAAAA